AUGUCGAACUCGCCCAGUAUUACGGUCGACUCACCGAGCGUACCACGGGACAGCGUCUCGGCUGCAGACUCAUCGUUGAGCCCAUCCCACAUCGCAGCCGUCGGCGCGUUCGUCUCCCCACCGAGGUCUCGCAGUGUCUCCGGCUCCGGUUCAGCUGUGGAAGACGACCCAUCCCACCCGCACCCUGGCAUCCAUCGCUCCCCACAGGACCGAUCGGACUCACCGUCAAGACCAUCAAGACCUUCCAACGUUUUGCCGGCGCAGAUUCGAUCUGUGUCGAGACCGUCACCCGUUGUGCCGUCGCCUUCGGUUCCGAGCUCGCCUGCUUCCUUCUCGCGGCCGACCUCGCCAAGACCGACGCCGGGGCGACAUGGGUAUUCCCAGGACGACGCGACCUCACCGACAAGGGAGAGAGUUCAUUCUCAUCCUCAUCAUCCCCACCAUGAAUUGCACGCCCCCGUCGCGUCGAACCCCAUCAGUCGAACCAACUCGGGCCUCGAUCUGUCCCAUAUCUUUGAGCGAGGUGGGUGGGGAACACGUUCCGAUGAGUCGGACCUUGCUGGCUCGCUAUGCCAUGGUGACUGACCCCCGAUUGUUGGUAAUUCUGUCUCACCCUGGCAGAUGUCGAGUUCAACGCGACACAUCAAAUCAGCCCUCAGGAGGCGGUCGACGUCGCCGUCGCUCCUGUGCUCGACGAAGCCGUCGUGGCCUUAUCCUCGCCUGGGAUGACACCCGACAUCGCCUCACUCGUGCACGACUCGGAAGAAGCCGCACUAGUGGGCUCAGGCUGGUCCUCGCCCAUUCAUGCGGUCGCGAUUCCCUCCUCGUCCUCGAUUGGUCUCGGCCCUGACGCGUCGGCGUCGCGAUCACCCGUGCGAAGUUCCCAAAUGCGAUCCUUUUCCCCCGACUCGACCAGCGACAGUGCAAGAGGCGCGAGUCCUGAAAGUGUCGCCAGCUUCAGUGUCGGCACCCCACCCGACGACCGCUCGACCUUUGUCCCCUUCUCGCAAACCCUUUCCGAGGCGCUCGAGCAAGAGGCCCAGAAACGGCACCCCUCCGAGAUGGGACCGACCUCGUCGCCUCCUCUAGCGGCCGGGGUGAACAAGCUCGUGCCUCCCGUGCCUUUCUCCCUGGCGGCCGGUGGCGGAAAUUUACACGAUGCAGCAGGCGCGCAGAUUUCGCCGAGUCCGUCAUUCAACGCUUUGGCUGGUGUCAAGGACGAGCGUCGCCGACUGUCAUUCGUAUCCUAUGCGGGUAAGUCAAGUGGAAACAAUAUUCCUAGGCUAUGUGUACUUACUUGAUUUGAUUCGUCAGACGUAAUCAAUGAGGAGCGACUCGCCGAGUUGACGGGCGCGCCGCAGGGAGGCGAGCCGACGGAGAAUGCCGUGGACCUAGCUACGGUGCUGGACCGCUUGGACUUGGCGAGUCAAGAGAGCCAUUGA
Microbotryum saponariae is the source of this 1442-nucleotide messenger RNA. The record is from the annotation of a GenBank genome assembly. Lineage: Eukaryota; Fungi; Basidiomycota; Microbotryomycetes; Microbotryales; Microbotryaceae.